This is a messenger RNA of Haemonchus placei, 1155 nucleotides long. NCBI's taxonomy places the organism in Eukaryota, Metazoa, Nematoda, Chromadorea, Rhabditida, Trichostrongylidae. The record is from the annotation of a GenBank genome assembly.
AUGGUGUUAGCAGCUAAUUCCUCAGAAGACUUAACAAGGGAUAUUAUGCGGAUGAUCGAGUCCGUCUACAACAAAGCCUGCAAUCAACAAGAGUUACGUUGUGAUCAACGGCCAUUCCACAUCAUGCUCAUGGGCUAUGGCUUUUUGGUGGUCUUCCUGUUGGCGAUGUUUGGCAAUUGUAUCAAUCUGCUCAUCUACAACUCAAAUCAAAUUCGCUAUUAUAUCGCAAUCCGUAUGCUUUGCACCCGACUGCUGAUGAAUACGUUGGCUAUGGUGUUCCUUCUGCCGCAAGCACUUCGAACUGUUGGCACCUGGGAGGCCAACUCUGCUGCGGAUGCCGUCUAUUGGGGUUAUUACCCCUAUCAGGCCUACUUUGUCAACGUCUUCGGCUUCUGUGCCAUGUGGCGAAAAUCCACUUUUCAAAAGAACUCUGCUCGGCUUCAUACAGUGAAAGUUGCUUCUGGCGACUCUCGUAGGCACACAGUUUUGCUUGCAUCGCUGACGCAUUGGACUCAGCUUUCGAUGCUCAUUAAUUAUCCAGUCGACAAGCUGACGGUGCUAAUGACUGGCGAAUGUUAUCUUCACGUCUUUUUUCCUGUACAUUCGAAAUCCCUAUGCACAAAAAAGAAUCUUUCAAAAAGUUACGUGGUGAUAGCGGUAUCCGGUCUUUUGCUGGCUCUCAUUUAUCCAUUGAAUCGUUCUGUUUCUCUUACGGUUGACUCAUGUGAUCGUGUUAUCGUUCAGAUCGUAGCCAGCGAUUCUCCAUUGAUGACGAUGAUUGAACGACUUCACACGAUCGGGAAUCUUCUCUUCGCUAUCGUUAUUCCCAUGUCUCUCCUUGUGUUCAUGACAGUGUCGGUAGUGUGGAAACUUGUACUGCGAAAGCCUGAAUUUCCUCGUUCUUCACACUUCACGUCCGAAAAGCGGUGCGUGACGAGGAUAACCCUUAUCACGACAAGCCUGCAGCUGCUGGCUGAGUUGCCUCCUAUACCCGUGUUCAUCCUGGCGGCUAUCAGCGGUCCACGAGUUAUCAAUGAGAUCCCUGUAUGCGUGUGGAAUACUGUUGGAGUAUUUCUUGGGCUCUGCAAUAUGAGUCUCUCCUUCUUCGUUUAUAUAACCCUAUCACAGAAAUUCCGUCAAAUGGUUUGCAAGUGA